Messenger RNA from Hirsutella rhossiliensis, 2709 nucleotides. RefSeq names its product utp8 family domain-containing protein. Bases 1 to 2709 code for a protein of 902 amino acids. NCBI's taxonomy places the organism in Eukaryota, Fungi, Ascomycota, Sordariomycetes, Hypocreales, Ophiocordycipitaceae. The record is from RefSeq and is a predicted model, not a curated record. The transcript is spliced from 2 exons.
AUGGCAUCUGAAUACAGGAUACACCGGCCAUAUGUCUUGGCCGCCCUGCCCCGGCCGUUGGACCACACCGACGGCAGAAUAGUCGCUCGAGAAGUGUACGGCCAGAAGGGGAGGAAGCGAACCGAGCUGGCUGUGGGCAUCGACGGAGAGACUGCGAGCGUGUACAAUGUCCCGGCAUCGCGGCUCAUCACGUCGUACCCAAUUCCGCCGCAAGACUCCUUCACCUGCCCUCCGUAUUCAGUCAGAGCCCGACACUCGACCAGCAACGAUAUACUGCGAUGCACCUUUAUAUCCACCAAGAAUGGCUCGUCCCGCAAAAUGACGCUCUUCAAAGACGUUGUGCAUCCCGAUGGCAAGACAACUUCGACGACUUCGACCCAAACGCUGCCAGCCUCGCCCGUCAGAUACAUUGCUGGCUCCCCGACGCCAGCUCAGUCUUCACCGAUUGGGGACGUCGUCGCCGUCUGCGAAAGUGGAGAGCUCGUCUACCUCUCUGGCGAAUCCCUCUCGGUUCAGUGGUCAGCCUCGUCCAAGUCGGCCGUCCAGGAUGUCGUUGCUGGGGCUAUUGACCACUUCGAGGUCGAGUAUGUGUCGUCGACAAGCCUGGCCGAACUCAGGGACGGCAUGUUCAAGAACCGACUUGAAGUUUUCAGCGCCCUACCCAAGGGCCUCGAGCCUACGCUAUUCGUCAUGGUAACCAAGAGCAUGAGCCAGGAACGAAUGACCCGCCAUUUGGUAGUGCUUGCUGCGAUGCCUGGGAAUUCCUCCAACUCUGCAGGCUUGCAAAAGUUGAUUCCGCUCGACGUCACCCCUAUUGGGACAUCUGGCGGUGGUGACGAGCAGACGACAUAUCAGGUUGACAUCCAGUCAGGCCUGCUCCUGGAACUCUUCCCAGGCUCUGCCAGCAUUUACGAUCUCGGCGGUGCCGUGCCGAAACAAAAGUCGGCAAUCCAGGUGGAAGGUGCCGAGUCAUUUCUUCGCCUCUCGAGGCCGUUUCUCUUGUCAACUUCCUUGGACUCGUUGAGCCUCUUCAACUACCAGCACCGCUCUAUUCACGCAAAAGCCGCUUUAGACCUAUCUGAACUACCGUUGGAGAGCCAAUCGCCUCGAACUUGUCAGCUCCUCACUUACCUACGCAGUCAAGACCUCGUCGUUGCUCUUGUCGACAAUGUUCUUGUUUCGAUACAAAUCGAGCCGCCUAAAGCGCACGGCAAGCGGCGGAGAGCAGGGCUCUUGAUUGAUUCCAUAGGCCGCGGUUCCUCCAUGGAAAUGUGCCCCAAAAAGCUGAGAUCGGAAGCUCCGUCUAUGGAGUUUUCUUCCUAUGUUCCGGGAACCAUGACGGAGACUUAUCUGGCCAAACACAACGAAGAGGUACAGGCUGCAGACGAACUGCUCGGCAACAAUGAGUUGGCGAAGUGGGAAGAUGUUCUGCGACAAAAGUUCAACAUGGGCUUCCGUCAGGAAGCCGAACAGAAGAGCGGCGCGACCGGCGACGAAGCCGUGGCCGAUUUACAAGAAUCUGCGGAGUGGGAGUGGAUGACGGAGAGCUCGUAUCCUCCAGUCGACCGUCGCUGGACAAUGUACGCCAUCAGCCAAGUCUUUUCGGUGGAGACAUCCCUGGACGAGCCGCGGCCCAAACUCCGCCUGGUUCUGGCCGACAGCAACGUCACGACAUACCUCGUCGUUGCCGGACAUCUCACCCUUUCCAAUCUGAUGAUGGCUUUCCGGGCGGACUUGAGCAACGAGCCUGCGGAAUGCAGGUCACUGGCUAGCAGUCUGAUUGAUUGCAUCAUCGAGGCGGACGCGUCCAUGACCUUGCUUCUCAACUACCUGCAAGCCACGAAACUGGGCGAGGUGGAACUAUUACUUGCCAUUCGAAUACUGAUGCUCAGCAUGGAUCUGAUCUCGGGUACCAAGGACAAGACGCUGGACACCACCAGGCUGCUGACAAACGAGCCGCAUGACGGAAACGACAAAUACGAGAUGGAUCUCGACGACCUGGAACGAGAGAUUGCCGUCACCGAGCACUACCUCGGGGACGAGUCGAGCAGCCGAUCACGGGGCCUGACACUGGCAUUCACCAAGCUCUGGCGACUGCCUGCCGUAUCAACCGUCAGGGCGCUCCGAGCAACGAUACAGACGGAAGAGAUCUUGGCAUUCAUCUACCUGCUACGGAUCGAGCUGGUCCGAGGCGCCUGGACGUCCCUCUAUAUCGACCCGACCAGGUUCGAAUCGGAGGGCAACGAGCCCCCACCUGACGGAGUCAUUACCCUCAUCGCUGAUCUGCUGGGGCGAUGCUUGGAUGCCAUUGGUGCCGGCGGAUGGCUCUUUAACGACGCCAUGUCCUGGGCCGACAAGACGGAGGCAGGCGAUUUCCUGACGGCUCUGAAGCUCGAGGUGACUGCGGCUUUGGAGGGGAUCGAGGAGGCUGUGUAUCUCAACGGCGUCGUGGGUGAAGCCGUCCGGUUCGGCAUCACGGCCGGCAAGAGAUGGGCCUCACGGCAGACAUGGAACAGCAGCAAGCCCAUCUCGGUUCACCUCGAGGCGCGAGAGUCUCGAAUGCUGCCACUCGGCCUGAAAACGAAGCAAUUGCCUACGAUGGACAAGGUGGUGUCGGGUGGUGAGGUUGUGCAACGGAGCAUGCGGGAGACGGGGCAUUUGAUCAGUCGGAACGUGGAGGCAUAUUCGUUGGAGAAGAUUGCCGUUUGA